Messenger RNA from Mycetomoellerius zeteki, 1290 nucleotides. Its product is annotated as zinc finger CCCH domain-containing protein 18-like. The coding region runs from base 1 to 1290 and encodes 429 amino acids. NCBI's taxonomy places the organism in Eukaryota, Metazoa, Arthropoda, Insecta, Hymenoptera, Formicidae. The transcript has a single exon. The record is from RefSeq and is a predicted model, not a curated record.
AUGGGGGGGGAGGAGUUCCCCUCCUCGGAAGAGAACCUCCACUCCUACCCCCCCAUCGAUGACGGGGAGGAGCCGCGCUCUCUGGAGUGGGAGGGCGACGGCUGGGAGGGGCGCGACCUGAAUAUACUGCUCAUACCACCGGAGCAGUAUACUCGGAUCGUUUUUGUGGAGGAGGAGCAGACCUCCCCCGAGCCGGACUCGGAUUUCCUCCGACUCCGGGGAGGCAAUAGUGGCGACGACACACCACCGCCGCCGCCGCCGCCGCCACCCCCUCCCCCCGAGGAUGCCGAUCAACCGGGCACCUCGGGGGAGGGCAACACAGGGACGCCCACCCGCAGGCCGCGGCCCGGUCCGGCCUCCAGCAGGCCCGGGUCACGGCGCGGCUCCAUCGCGUCUGGAGGUGGGGGAGUGCUGUCGAGGUCGUGCUCCACGGCCUCGAUGGCAUCGCUGGACGGAGAGGGCCGCAAACGUCCAUACGAAACGAUAGAGAUCCUCUCGGGGGAGGAGGACGAUAAGUCCAAACCGAAGAGGACGAGGGGUCGGCCCGCCUCACACCGAAAAGAUCAGGCCAAUGUGAGGACAGCGAGGCAGCUGGAGGAGGACCGCCGGGACAACAUCACUCCCGGCGAGUCCCCCAAAUCUAUCUCGGCGAAGAGGGCGUCUGAGAGGGCUGCGGAAUACGCCGAAGAACUGGAGCAGCAGCCCCUCGAGGCCAUUGCGGCGGUGGCCACGCGGGAGUUGUCCCUGCUGGCGAGGUCCGUGGAGCGGUCGCGAAACAUAAAGGGCGACAUCGUGAGGGAUCUGUGGGGAGUUUUUGCCAAGCUCUCCGCGGCCCUCAUGGUGACCGUUAACAGAGCUAGCGACAAUAACGCGGACGGAGGCUCCACGGACGACGUGGCCACCGGCCGCAAAAAGGAGAGAGCCCGGGCGGAGGAAGUGAAGUGGCUAAGAUCCGAGAACGACCUCCUCCGCCGGGAGCUGGAGGCGCGGAGGAUGGAGGGGCAGGAUAAGAGAUCCCCCCGCCACACCCCUCCCCCACCACGGGAUCCGGUGCCGGCUGGGGCCGGAAACCGCCGGAGGAGUCUUGCCCCGAAGGAGCCCCCAACACCUGGGGCUACCUCCGGGGAGGACGGGGCGAGGUCCACGGUCAGGAUCACGGAGGAGGACCUGAGGGCGCCGUACUUCAGGCCCCCUCUUCAGGGGGUUCGGAAGCAAUUGAACCCCCUGGCGUACGACAGCGACCGGGCCUCGCUCGCAGACCGCGCGGCAAUGGCCCCCCCCCAAAAGUAG